UACGUCAUUACGUCACAAGUCACAACAAAAAAGGGCACCGCAGUUUCUGACUUCUUGAUUUCUAUUAAAUUUAUUAGAAAAUCUCUUUGUUAUGUAGCAAAUAUUACUUAUUCUUUGUAGGAAAACAUUAUUUAUUAGUUAAUGAAUAUGUCUGCUGACAAUAUCAUUUUAAAUUCUUGUCAAUAUACUCCGGUAUACUUCAUUGAAAAUCCUGGUGUGAGUCAGGCGAGAUCCUACUAUUUAGCCCCAAACAUCCAAAAUGCGGAGAAACCUGUAAGCGAAAGCCUAAAAAGAUUUUACGAAAAUAGCGGUAAAUUGGAGUCUAACCUAAGCACCACCCAUAUAGCAACCAAACCGAAAAAUGUAAAGAAAGUCGACACCAAUGUCGUGGGAAACAACCUGAAGCUUGCUAGUUUUCUUUUACCAAAAAGUGAAACCAAACCUGAGCCCUGUCCACCUACAAUAACCCCAGUAAACAAUGUAUUAUUAAAACCAGUGUAUAUUUCAAACAAUCGCAAUGUAAAUAACAUAAACAAUGCAAACACAGUACCUAAAAUAGAUGUAAACAGUAGACUUGUUAAACUCAAGGAUCUACCAGACAUUGUAAGAUCUCAGAAUGGGAGAAUUUUGCCAAAGAUGAUCAAACCAAAAGAAAGCUCACCUUCAAGUAAACUGAAACAGACAACUGUGCAGGCUGUUCAGCCUGUGCAACCUGUGCCACCAGUGCAGCCUAUGCAGCCGAUGCCAGUGCAAUUGGUCAAGUUUGGUGAGACAUACCACAGUCUUAAUCAACUAAGCGAUGACCAGAUGUUAAUAGUGAACCAUGCAUUGAAAAUGUUCAAUAACACUCAGCCAACACCGGAGGCCGCAUACGACCCGGCCACUAACACCAAGUUUAUUUAUAAAGUUGUUUCACAAAAGGAUUUUGUGGAAAGGAACAAAGUAAAUAUACCAGUUACUACAGAAAUAAAGAAGGAACCUGUUCAAGUAGAAAUCAUUGAAGAGGACUAUCCACAACUAGAUGAGGAUGAACUUAAAAUGCUUGAAGCAAAAGUAACACGUAGUGGCCGAGUAGUGAAGUUACCAAAAAACAUAAUUCUCGAUGACUCUCCUACCAAAUCUAAGAGAAAAGCCAAUUCAGUAGCGACCUGUCUUCAAUGCCAAGUUAAAUUCGGCAGCCCACAACGUCUCCAAAGGCACUAUGAGAACCAUCCGACACACAUACAGACAAAUCUGCACAACAACCUGUUCCAUUGUCUCAUAGCUAUUGUGACAGCUGGCCCUGAAAGUAAACGAGCUGCUAUCAUGCUACAGCAGCUAGAACAACUGAUCGUGAAGUUGAGAUCAUGUGUACCGUGCUUGUUGAAAUGUGACGGGGUAAAGGAGAAUUUUGGUGUGAUAGGUGAUGAACUUAGCAGGUUAUUUGGAAUAAGUCCUGGUAAAUAUAAUUUCAACAUGGACUCGCUCAGUUGUGAAAAAGACAAAGAUGGCUACUGUGAUCAUAACCCACGACCACAGAUUAGUGUAACAGACAACGUAAAACCUCAAACAACGCUAGAAAACAUUGAUAAUAAUGUAAUUAAGCCACCUAGUAAAGUUCUGAAAGUCAACUUUCAAGACCGCAGACCAAAAAUUCUAAGAAAAGUGGAAUGUAGGAAGCAAAAGCUAGAACAAAGUAGUCAUAAUGUCAAGGGUAAGAAAAUGAAGCUCUCACACAAUACAUCUAUAGAUAAAACUAGUAAUAGUACAGAAAUAGAUGAUUUAGUUGCUCUUUUAAGUGAUACAAAGACUGAAAAUAAUAUAACAAAAGUAAUAGAUGAAGUAACGUUAAAUGAACAAAGGGAAGUAAAACCAGAAACAGUUCCUGAGAAAGUAGAAAAAGUAAUAAAACCGCCUCACAUCCAAUUUCACAGCUCACAUUUCGAUAUCAGAUCGUCUCCUAUUAAAUCAACUUCAACGGUUUUUAGAAAAUUCCAAAUAAACCCUGAAAAGAUGACGAAAUAUAUCGAAGUUAUACGACCUUUGCAACUAAACCAAUUAGAACAAGGUGUUAAAGUUGAAAACAAUGCAAAUAGUGUAAACAAUGUUGGCGCAAAUGCAGUUUUCAGUGAUACUAAUAUAAUUACUAGUAAAGAAUCUGAAAAUUUUAAUUACACUAGCAAAAAUUGGUGUGAAGAACCUUCAAAUUUUAUGAAAUCUAAUGAUUUAAUAAAUGGAGACACAGAUAGCUUCAUAGACUCAAAUGCUGUUAUAAAGCCUACAUUAUUGCAUGUUCAAAAUGGUGCCCAAAGUACUAACGAUGUUACUAAUGAAUCAGUAUUAAAUCAUGUUAAAAACGACACGGAAAUAAUGAAUAAAGUUGAUGACUUGACUGAUUUUAUAAAAUCAAACAUGUUUGCAAAAGAAUUAGCACAUGACGAAAAUGACACCCAAUUAAAUCAAGACAACUCUAAUACGCCGGAUUUUAUAAAAGAAUUAAUAAGUAUCGAUAGAUGUCAUCAAGAAAAUAAUGUUAAUAAUCAGACAUAUUUUAUGAAAUCUAACAUUUUAAUAGAACCUCUACUUGCUCAAAAUAACCAUGAACUAACAAAUACAACUGACCAUACUAAUAAAGAUUUCAAAUCUGAUAUCUUAAUUGAUCAAACAUUAUUAAAUGAUCAAAAUUGUAAAUUAGGUGAUAUUGAUAGAAAUGAUUACAACCUUUUAAUAGAACCAUCUUUAAUGCAUAGUCAAGAUGCAAAAAUGGACAUUGAUGAUAACAGACAUAAUUAUAUUACAACAAAUGAUUAUAUAAAUCCAACUUUGCAACACAGUCUUGUAAAUAGUAUAACGAAUGUUGCCGGCAACGACAUGGACGAUAACACAAAUCAAGGGCAAUCUAUAAUAAGCUUCUUGGAGUCUUUGGGCAAUGAGUUAGCUUAUACAGAGACUGAUAGAAAUAACCCUGUGGAUUUCCAGUUAGAUUUAUUUUCAUUCAACAACUCAUAGGUUAAUUUCAUUUUUUAAUACUAAUUAGAACAAUUUGAUUUACACUUUUUACAAAAUGUAUUUGUUAUUAUAGAUUUAUAUGUGUCA
Bicyclus anynana (squinting bush brown) is the source of this 3075-nucleotide messenger RNA. RefSeq names its product homeobox-like protein HDP1. The transcript is spliced from 8 exons. The coding region runs from base 142 to 2988 and encodes 948 amino acids. Lineage: Eukaryota; Metazoa; Arthropoda; Insecta; Lepidoptera; Nymphalidae. The record is from RefSeq and is a predicted model, not a curated record.